AUGAAGCUCAUUACAUCAAUCACUCUCGCCAUCUUGGCUCCAAGCGCUGUCUCGGCUUACAUGUGCAACUGCUUCAACAGAGAGAGACCCAACAUUCAGGUCGCUCUGCAGUUCUGCGAGCCGGGCUCUGGCACGACUCGCUGCUGGGACAAGGCUACCAAUAGCCAAGCGUGUAUCUUGAACAAGCCCAUCACCCAGGCGGACUGCGACGCCCAUUACUCUCCCAAAGGAGAUUGGAUUGCCAGCUGCCAGCACUGGACUGGUGGCUGCCCUAAGGGUAUGACCCAGAUGUGA
Colletotrichum chrysophilum is the source of this 294-nucleotide messenger RNA. RefSeq lists its product as uncharacterized. The record is from RefSeq and is a predicted model, not a curated record. The coding region runs from base 1 to 294 and encodes 97 amino acids. NCBI's taxonomy places the organism in Eukaryota, Fungi, Ascomycota, Sordariomycetes, Glomerellales, Glomerellaceae. The transcript has 3 exons.